This is a messenger RNA of Parnassius mnemosyne (clouded apollo), 561 nucleotides long. NCBI's taxonomy places the organism in Eukaryota, Metazoa, Arthropoda, Insecta, Lepidoptera, Papilionidae. The record is from the annotation of a GenBank genome assembly.
AUGUCAUUUCGAAGUGAUUUAAAGCAGUUACUCAAACCUUAUUACUGGAUAAAUAUCCUACUCAGCAUUUCCUACGUUACGUGUAAAAGGACAGCUUUAAUUUGCAAUUUCUUGUUUCCCGAUGUUGACUGCGAGUUGGACAGUCGCGAAACGGAAAUCCUGUUUUUCUUAAUAAUUGUAGUUAUGUUAAGGACUCGAAAAGCGGGCAGUGUAACUAUGGUCAAUUACCUGUCUGCUUCUUUCGUUUAUACGAAAAUUGCUAAUCUGAUACUUUGGUUGUAUGCAGAUGUAAGGUAUGGACUUCCUUAUGGUGCUAUCCUCAUCCUGGCUGCCUUGCUCCUCCCAGAACCAACAUAUACAGGUUCAGAACAUAUCACCUAUUUCCGUGGUCUCCAGACCUUAGAAGAUGAUUUGAAAUGUCACAAGAACAUCAUGUGGAUCAUAUGCCUGUAUGCAGCUUGGCAUCCUGCCUGUGUGAACUUCGCACCUGUGUUUGCAGAGUUGUCUGCUAGUUACAGAUUGGAUAAUUUGAAAUUUGGAAAAAUUGAUGUUGGCAGGUGA